Messenger RNA from Coffea arabica (coffee), 654 nucleotides. RefSeq lists its product as uncharacterized. Gene Ontology annotation, molecular function: structural molecule activity. The record is from RefSeq and is a predicted model, not a curated record. Gene Ontology annotation, biological process: DNA replication. NCBI's taxonomy places the organism in Eukaryota, Viridiplantae, Streptophyta, Magnoliopsida, Gentianales, Rubiaceae.
AUGGCGGACUUCAACCUGAUUCUCGCUCAUCUGGAUUUGAUAUUAUUUGAAGUCCGCGGCCUUCUCGACCCUGAAUUGUUUGACAUUGUUGGCACUGUCGAAGGUGAUGGCAUUCAUGGAGGAUUACUAGGAGCAUCUUCCGCCUCGCUGCAAAAAAAUAUUUUCAUCACAUAUUCUAGAUGUGAUAUUUCAAAAGAAUUAUGUCUUGAAAAACUCCUUGAUAAAUUCACCAAUAAUCAACCUUCAUACGUGAGAGUAUCCUCAGAGAUGCAUGAAGACGGUACUUCACACCUACAGGUACUCGUCCAAUUUGUAGACAAGUUCCAAACAAGAGAUGAUAGAGUAUUCGAUUUAGUAUGCCAACAAAGAUCUCAAGUAUAUCAUCCAAAUAUACAAGCUGCAAGAGAUGCAAGAGCUAUACGGGAUUACAUUUCCAAAUAUGGAGUUUUUUGUGAAUGGGGAACAUUCAAAUCACAUGAGUGCUAUACGGAGGCAUUAGAACAACAGACAAUUGAAGAUUUCAUGAACACAAUCAAACAAGGAGAUUCAAAAUCCUACUGCAUCUAUUAUGACAGGAUUAAGUGUAAUGCCGAGAAGUUAUACUCUACACCAACCCAAGAAUAUACAAGUCCAUUUCCAUUAGUCAAUAAUUAG